This is a messenger RNA of Misgurnus anguillicaudatus (oriental weatherfish), 732 nucleotides long. Lineage: Eukaryota; Metazoa; Chordata; Actinopteri; Cypriniformes; Cobitidae. The record is from RefSeq and is a predicted model, not a curated record.
AUGCACAAGCCAACUAAGAACCCAGCAGACUGGAUGUACCGGCGCUGUGCGAGGAGAGGACGCAGUUAUUCUGUGGUACUUGAACCGGGUCCCACCUGGUACGAUCCUCUCCUGUUUGGACCCGGGGUUAAUUCUAGGAGGGAGCCAGCCAGAACCGCUGGUCCCAUCCCUUUGUCUACUAUCCCGGAGGGUCUCACCGUGGGAGUCCUGGCGCUGGAGGACCCAGCGAUCACCACUCCAGUUCCUGCCAGCUCUGUCCAGCCCCCUGACCUUCGUGGUAAGCGUGAGAGGAGGGUUUCGUGGGAGUCGCCGUCCGAGGGGUCCUCUUCGGAGCCUGCUGCUCCCACCACUGUCCUCACCUCACCUGCCACCGCAUCAGCGCCACGACCAAGGAAGAAGAAGAGGAGGAAGGGGGUUUCCUUGAGUCCUCGAUCGCCUUUGUCUGCUCCCUUGUCUGCCCCCGUCACGCCCUGGAACCCUGCCGUGCCUCCUUUUGUUCCCCCAGUCAUUCCUGCCAUUUCCCAGCCUCUGUUUACUCCUUCCGGAGUUGUUCCUCCUUGUCCUUCCCCUACCAAGCCUGCUGUCUCCAAGAAUUCUACCAAAUCCACCCGGACUCCUCGCCCCAAGCCCUCUACCUCCCCCUUGGAACCCAAGACUCCUUGCCCACCCAGCUCCACCCUACCUGGACUUCCUCACUGUUCCCCUGGGGAGCGUCUGGUAGCCGCUCCUUAA